AUGGAUACCCGGACACGCUCUGCAUCCCCUGCGACACACGUUGAAGCCAAGUUGGCUACUCCACCUCCUGUCCAGGACAAGAUAUCCGCGUACUAUUCCCUGGUCUUCCCGCACUACACAUUCUACAUCCAAACACUCUCUAUUACUAUUGGCCGUAGAUGUGCUCCUAACGCGAACGUGGCAACCUCGUCCACUGCUGAACCAACAAACGUUGAUGUUGAUCUUGGAGCCCUUAAGAGUGUCUCCCGCCUCCAUGCCAAAAUUGAGUAUGACCAGGAGGAUGACCGCUUCGUACUUGCCGUUAUCGGUCGUAACGGCGCUUGGGUAGACGGAGUAUGGUCCGGAGCUGGUACGCGAGCACCUCUUGGUGAACGAUCCCAAAUUCAAAUAGCGUCUCGAACGUUUCAUUUUGUUCUGCCCCCACCCCCUCCUCCAGAUGACACACCCUCACCCAGCUCGCAGUCUUCAGCAAACCGGCCCCGUUCACCGUCACUUGACAUCACAUCCAUUUCACCACCCUCAUCACAACCAUCUCAUUCUUCGCCGCCUCCUCCAACUGAGACCAAGCCUUUGUCCCCGUCACCUGAACCUCAAAUACUGCCUCCACCCCCGCCGCAGCUCCCUAACUCAAAUGCGAUUGGAAAGCCCAAGACGUCCGCGAAGAAGCGGAAAAAGGGCGAAGUUGAUCCAGCGCCGGUUGUCGAAAAGCCGAGGCCAGAAGACAUGCCGCCCAAGCCACCAUUUACCUACGCUCAAUUGAUUAAUCGGGCUAUAAAGGCCAUUGGAGGAAAGGCAACACUACAGGAGAUUUGUGGAUGGAUUAUGAAUACGCACGAGUAUUAUCGCUACGCAGAUGGUGCAUGGAUGAGUUCCGUUCGUCACAAUCUCUCAUCCGGCAGGGCGUUUUUGAAAGGCGAGAGGUGUGGUGGAGAUCGCGGGAAGGGGUUCUUCUGGUCUGUUGAUGAAAAGUAUGCGCAGGCACUUGAAGAGCAGGAGACCAAGAGUCAACAGACUGCUCUGGCUAACGCGUCUGGUGGGAAAGAAGGGCCUGCGAAGGGUAGUCGGAAGAAAGAGAAAACCGCUUUGCUAGAACCCCCUCUCAAGCGAAGUGUGAAAGGUGACCUGAAGGGGGCUCCUUUGCCACCUCCGCUAACGUCCGCGCCUUUAUCCUUCAAAUCCACCUUAUCCUUGACGGCGUCUUCCUCCGCCCCAUCCAUCGCCACCGCCGCAGUCGGAGCUAUCGCGACUUCAUCGCCAGCAACAACAGGAGUUUUCGCAUACCCUGCCCAUCCCCAUCCUGCAAACUUUGGGACCGCAUCUCAAGUUCCUUCCGCCCUUCCGUCCGGAUAUUCAGCAGUCCAACUUACUACACCCAAUCCCUACGCAGCAUUGACACAACAUCAUUGGGCCUUGCACCCGUCUGCUCCCAAGUCUACGACCACUACUAUAAUAACUCCGUCAACUUCUACCCCGACCUCGUUUGUGCCUCCGGGUCCAUCAAAUUAUCACCUGCCGCCUCAAUCAGGGACUCCAUCUACUGGCCCACUGCAACCUCUUCCAGGGCAUGCGCCCGUUCCCGACGUCGUAAUCCCCAUCAUUCUCGGACCUAUUCCCCCAACGCACACUGACUACGCCCCAAAUCAUCCCAAUAACUCAAAGAAAGAAGGUUACAUGGUUCUCCACGAGCGAAAGCUCAUUCUCGAUCCAGAUGUAUUUGCGGGCUUAACAAAGGAAAUGCUCGAGGAAAUUGAGAAAAUGGGAGCUCGGGAGGCACUGCGUGUUCUGACGGGUCAUAUGAUAAAAGCGUUGAAGGAGAGAAGGGCGAAAGGCAGAGGUAAAGAACGUGGUGGACGGAGACUAAGGGGGGCAGGAGGGCGAGGCGGGUCAAGGAAAGCGUCGGUUCUCAUUGGUCCAUUUACUAAUGUUCCGUUGGACAAUCGGCGGUCGGCAAACAGUACGACUCCUGCGGAUGGUGGUGACUCGGCCGGAGUUCUCAGCGCGAAAGUUCCGGCUGUGUCAAUAAUGCCUGAGUCAGUACCAUCAUUGGCAGGUCAAGACUCUUUGCUAGCCGAUCCGGGCACGCCCAUCGUUAUCAUCGACGAUUCAGACGACGAAGGGCCUGCUACCAAGAGGAGGAAAGUUGAAAGCGAAUAUAUUGGGACUUGUUAA
This is a messenger RNA of Laccaria bicolor S238N-H82, 2169 nucleotides long. RefSeq lists its product as uncharacterized. The coding region runs from base 1 to 2169 and encodes 722 amino acids. The record is from RefSeq and is a predicted model, not a curated record. Gene Ontology annotation, molecular function: RNA polymerase II cis-regulatory region sequence-specific DNA binding; DNA-binding transcription factor activity, RNA polymerase II-specific; protein binding. Lineage: Eukaryota; Fungi; Basidiomycota; Agaricomycetes; Agaricales; Hydnangiaceae. The transcript is spliced from 3 exons. Gene Ontology annotation, biological process: regulation of transcription by RNA polymerase II.